AACCUUCAGCCAUUAUUACUACGCGAUGGUGGCUGCGCGAGUCUUCACCUAAAUAAAACACAGACAACUUCUGGGCCCACGGAGCUCACCUAUGCGCCCAGGUGCCACAGGUGUUCGUUUCCUCGAGCAUUAAAGUGCGGACGUCGCUGCUCCCGUCGAGUUUGGUGUAGUUUCCGUAUUUUAGACCUUUCUGUGUUCCUCAAAUGACGGCGCAGGUAGACUACCUGGUGGUGCUGUGCGUCGCCACAUCUGGCGCCAGUGGAGAGCUGCUGGGCUCCGACGAGAAGGAACUAGUGCGCUUGGUGUGGCAGCAGGUGGAUGUAAAUAACAAAAAGUUGGGCAAGGUGAAUGAGCUAGUGAUUAAGCCUGAAGUGUCAGACUCGACUGAGCCAAAUGAACCUGAGGAUGGGUUGACGGAAAUCGCAGAGGAAGAAGUAGAAGAAAAUGACUCCGGAGCGGAUUGCCUCUCUAACGCAAAGAGCCUGGAAACUGCCCUAAACAUGUUCCAUCUUCAGCUGACAAACGAAGUGAACAGCGCAGGUGCAGGCACGUCAGUGUGUUUAUGUACAGACGGGCAGCUUCACAUCCGUCAAGUCGUUCACCCCGAGGCCGCAAGCAAGAACGUCCUGAUCCCAGAAUGCUUUUACUCCUUCUUCGACCUUCGGAAAGCAUUCAAGACGCACUUUCCCUCAUCCAACCUGAAGGCUUUGGAUGUAUACACCAUGGCAGAGUCCUUAAGUAUACCAGUGGAAGUACCUCCAAUGGAGCCAUCAGCCACAUUGCCUCCAGAAAUAGGAGUGCAACAGGUCCAGAUUAUGGCCAACAUCGUACUUACCCUGCUUUCUGAGCCAUUAUGUCACACAUUCUCUAACCCGGAAAGAGUUCAUGAGAAGUUUGAGACGGGUACUUGCAGUAAGAUGGAGAAAGUAAAUGACAACACAGUCAUCAGAGCCAGAGGGUUGCCGUGGCAGUCAUCAGACCAGGACAUCGCCCGCUUCUUCAGCGGACUAAAUAUUGCCAAAGGAGGAGCGGCAUUGUGUCUUAACGCUCAGGGGAGGAGAAAUGGCGAGGCUCUCGUUCGUUUCAUCAGCGAAGAACAUCGAGAUCUGGCACUACAAAGACACAAGCAUCAUAUGGGCAACAGAUACAUAGAGGUUUACAAGGCAACAGGAGAGGACUUCCUGAAGAUAGCCGGAGGUACAUCCAACGAAGUAGCCAUGUUCCUGUCCCGGGAGGACCAGAUCAUAGUGAGGAUGCGAGGGCUUCCUUUCACGGCCACACACGAGCAGGUGCUCGCCUUCUUUUCGCCACCAGACGCACUCAAAGACACGUGUCCUGUCAGCGGAGGGAAGGAAGGCAUCCUAUUUGUACGCUACCCAGACGGUCGUCCCACAGGUGAUGCCUUUGUCUUGUUCGCCUGUGAGGAACAUGCACUAUGUGGACUCAGGAAACACAAGGAGAUCCUUGGGAGAAGAUAUAUUGAGCUGUUUAAGAGUACAGCAGCGGAGGUCCAACAGGUGUUGAACCGGUACUCGUCUGCCCCCCUAAUCCCCGUAGCCCCUGCCCCCUUGCUAUCAGUGUUGCCCCCCGUGUCUCUCCUGCCCCCUCCUGUCAGCGUGAGGGACUGCCUGAGGCUGCGAGGGUUGCCCUACACGGCGAGCAUCGAGGACAUCCUCAAUUUCCUGGGCGAGUUCACCCAGGACAUCAGGCCGCAAGGCGUGCACAUGGUCCUCAAUCAGCAGGGGCGUCCAUCAGGCGACUGUUUCAUCCAGAUGAUAUCUCCAGAAAGAGCACUUUUGGCCUCUCAGCAUCUCCACAAGCACAUUAUGUCCUGCCAACGCGGGACCAACAGCCGCUAUGUGGAGGUGUUUCCCUGCAGCAUCGAGGAGAUGGGCCUAGUGCUGAUGGGAGGCUCGCUUUCACACGCGCACACACACACACACACCAGGAACAGGAGUGGGACAGGGCUCAGCCCGCCGCCAUGUAAGUCCAGACGUCUAUCUCCACCGUCCUACUCCUUCACGCCCACGCCAUCUGUCCUGCCUACUGAAGCUGCUGCAGCCCUCUACCCUCCCCUUGGUCAGGUGAUGCUAGCCCCUCGCCCCCUACACCCAGGGCAUGCCUACUACCCCUCAUCAGCGCAGCUUUACAUGAACUACACCGCCUAUUAUCCAAGCCCACCUGGCUCUCCCACAACUGUAGGUUUCUUCCCCUCCCCCUCUGCCCUGUCCACCCCUGGGGGGUUGGUGCGCAUGCCGGGUCUGACCUACAGCAGCAAGGACCUCAUUAACGCAAUGCAGGGAUAUCAGACUGCUGUGGAGCCGGUCUCCCUCCUGAGUAGCAGCCUGAUUGGCCAAUCGGGCGGAGGUGACCCACCUGUGGUGUCCCUCCCCGCCCUGGUGAGCAAACCUGCAGGACAGUACCUGGACCUGAGUCUGCUUUAAAGACUCACACCUGGUCCAAAUAUUGUGUAUUGUUAGCCUUUUCAAAGUAGUCCUAUUUAUGUUCGCAAAAACAGACACUACUAUAUUUUGUACCAAUUAUUUGUCCUUUAUUGUACAAAAAGCUUUAUAGAUUUUUUUCAUGUUACAUUAAUAUUAUAAUAAUCACUAUUAUAUAUUUGAUAGCCAAAGUAGUCACAAAUGUUCUUGUAGUAAACACUGUUCAAGCUUCUCCGUGAAGAAAGUGUGUUCGCGCGCAUUUUUUGUAUAUAUAUGUGUGUGUGUGUGUGUGUGUGUGUGUGUGUGUGUGUGUGUGUAUGUGUGCGUGCGUGCGUGCGUGCGUGCGUGCGCGUGUGGACAUAGGACUUAUUAGACUUUUAGGGCCACACUGAAAAGAAGAAAAUUAAAUUAAUUGACCCGGGGAACAAAGUUGUAAUAUAAUGAAGAAAAAUUGUCAUUUCCACAAGCAGAUUUCAUGUUUAUUCAAGUAAUUUAAUAUUUUGUAUUUAUUUUUGUCAAAAUCACUCCGACAGUACAAUGUUUGUCUGGUAAAAUACGUUUACAUCCAUCCAUCCAUCUAUUUACUACCGCUUUUCCCUUUUGGGGUUGCGGGGGAUGCUGGAGCCUAUCUCAGCUACAUUCAGGCGGAAGGCGGGGUACACCCUGGACAAGUCGCCACCUCAUCGCAGGGCCAACACAGAUAGACAGACAACAUUCACACUCACGUUCACACACUAGGGCCAAUUUAGUGUUGCCAAUCAACCUAUCCCCAGAUGUUUGCUUUUAGCGGUGGGAGGAAGCCGGAGUACCCGGAGGGAACCCACACAGAUCAUGCAAACUCCACACAGAAAGAUUCCGAGCCCGGUAUUGAACUCAGGACUACUCAAGACCUUCGUAUUGUGAGGCACAUGCACUAACCCCUUUUACCACCGCGCUGCCCUGUUUACAUACAAUGUUACCUAAUUACCACAAAUGUGUACUUUUUUUCUUAUCAUAAACAUCAAAAAUAUUUUGUUAUGACGACCCUUUUUUCCUGUUAUCACAUACAGUAAUUAUUACCACUUUGUCGUGAAAUUACAGCUUUGUUUAUUCUCUUAAAACAAAUUUUAUUCAAAAUUUUCCAGUAUUAUUUUUGGAAAAUGUCAACGUUAUUUUCUUAAACAUACAAAUUGUCCCCUUCUUAAUAUAACCAUUUUGUCAAAUGUUUUAAUGAAAAUAUCACAUCUUUAUUCAUGUAACAGAAUAUUUUUUUCGCAUGGUACAAUAUUUUUCUGGUGAAACAGCUUUUUUCCAUUAACAACAAUGUUAUCCACCUAAGAUAAAACAAUUAUAACUAUUUUUAACUUUAAUAUGACAACUCUGUUCUCUUAAAAUGACAUAUUUUUUGGAACUUUUUCCCUUUAAUAUUACAAUGUUCUUCUCUUAAAAUGAAAACCUCCCGCCUUUUAAUAUGACCAUUUCAUCCAUUUUUUAAAUAUCACAUCUUAAUUUAUGUAAAAAAAAUGAAUAAAUAAAAAUCUCACAGUAUACAUUUUUGGGGUGAAACGUUUUUCUCAUAUUUUACAAUAUUAUUCAGAGACAGUAUAAUAUUAAUACAACUUUUUUCUCUUCAAAUAACAAUUUUUUUGGUAAUAUGACCAUUCUUGGGAAAUUAGAAAAUGUUCCUAGAAUAUUUCACGAUAAUUCUCAUCCUGGUAAGAUUAUAACUUAAUUUCCUUAGAGUUACAAUUUUAUGUACGUAAGAAAAAAACUACUUUCUUAUGGAAUAUUUCAACUUUGUCUUGGUCGAUGAAACUUUUCCUUAUAAUAACAUACACUAAUAAAGUAUAUAGAUCAGUGGUUCUUAACCUUGUUGGAGGUACCGAACCCCACCAGUUUCAUAUGUGCAUUCACCGAACCCUUCUUUAGUGAAAAAUAAAAUGUUUUUUUUUUUCAAAUUCAAGACAAAGUUCUAUGUUUUUGGUAACACUUUAGUAUGGGGAACAUAUUCUAAGUCAGUGGUUCUCAACCUUUUUUCAGUGAUGUACCCCCUGUGAACAUUUUUCAAUUCAAGUACCCCCUAAUCAGAGCAAAGCAUUUUUGGUUGAACAAAACAGAUGAAGUAAAAUGUACUAUGUCAUCAGUUUCUGAUUUAUUAAAUUGUAUAACAGUGCAAAAAAUUGCUCAUUUGUAAUGGUCUUUCUUGAACUAUUUUGAAAAAAAGAUAUAAAAAUAACUAAAAACUUGUUGAAAAAUAAACAAGUUAUUCAAUUAUAAAUAAAGAUUUCUACACACAGAAUUAAUCAUCAACUUAAAGUGCCCUCUUUGGGGAUUGUAAUAGAGAUCCAUCUGGAUUCAUUAACUUAAUUCUAAACAUUUCUUCACAAAAAAAAUAAUCUUUAACAUCAAUAUUUAUGAAACAUGUCCACAAAAAAUCUGGCUGUCAACACUGAAUAUUGCAUUGUUGUAUUUUUUUUUUCACAGUUUAUGAACUUACAUUCAUAUUUUGUUGAAGUAUUAUUCAAUAAAUAUAUAUAUAAAGAAUUUUUGAAUUGUUGCUAUUUUUUCAAUAUUUAAAAAAAAAAUCUCACGUACCCCUUGGAAUACCUUCAAGUACCCCUAUUUGAGAACCACUGUUCUAAUUAACAAAGACUUAAUUUAGAGUUAUUUGGACACUAGGGGAACAUAUUCUAAGUGAUAAAGACUUAAUUUAGAGUUAUUUGGUUAGGGUCAGGGUUAGGGUUAUAAUAAGGCCAUGCCGAAUAAGGCUUUAAUAAGAACUUAAUGACUAGUUAAGAGCCAAUAUGUUACUAAUUUGCAUGUUAAUAAACGCCUAUAUUAAUGGUGAAUAUGUUCCCCAUACUAAAGUUUUACCAUGUUUGUUUUUUUUACUGGUGCACAAAAUGAACCGUGCAUGAACAUCACCUUGUUCAAACAACAAAACCAACACAGUGCAUCAAAUCACAACAAAUUAUACACCUGCAAAUCAGUCAGCUGUUGCCGUAUCCGUAAUAAUCUGACAGGGAGAAGUUUGUAUUUACACGAUGAGUCGGGUGUGUUUUGACCUCCGCCGAACCCCUAGGGUUCGAUCGAACCCUGGUUAAGAACCACUAAUAUAGAUGUGCAUGUGUGUGUGUGUGUGUAUAUAUAUAUAUUUAUGUGUGUGUGUGUAUAUAUACGUACACACACAUACAUAUAUUUUUAAUACAUCUUUUUUAUUGUCACAAAUACCACAAAAAGAAAAGUUGUUUCUCCUAAUUGUACUUACUUCUUAAAAAAAUAUAUACACAUUGAGUAAUGUCACAACUUUAUUAGCGUGCAUUAAAAAAAUCCAUCAAAUUACAACAACAAUAUUUGCUUUGUUCUCAUAAUAUUUCAACAUAAUGUAUCUUUUGAGUGUGGCCCUUAAGUAGUAGCAAGGUGUUUGUGGAGCACAUUUCAUGUGUUUUUUUCCACAUCCACCCAUUAUAUUGGAAGCUUUAGUGCAUGAAGAAGUAUGUAUAUUACAAAUGUUUACAUAAAGCCAAAUACCAAUGCACUGCUAUCAAUACAUCUCAAUAUACCAUAUACAUAUAUACUGUAUACAAAUAACUAUAUGCUAGUUUAUGUUACACUGAAUUGUUCAACAAAGUUUGUUUUUUUCCUUGUAAUUGAAAGUGAUGCCGCAAUCGGCUAAGAAACAAAGUGAACCCUUUUGUAAUAAUCAGUAUCAUGACUACAAGCCAAAUAAAACUUCAUGACAAUUGCA
Molecule: messenger RNA, 6168 nt
Organism: Nerophis ophidion (straightnose pipefish)
Lineage: Eukaryota; Metazoa; Chordata; Actinopteri; Syngnathiformes; Syngnathidae
Gene: esrp1
Product: epithelial splicing regulatory protein 1
Exons: 15
Coding region: 204-2444 (746 amino acids)
Biological process (GO): regulation of RNA splicing
Cellular component (GO): ribonucleoprotein complex; nucleoplasm
Molecular function (GO): mRNA binding
Source: RefSeq, a predicted model, not a curated record